Molecule: messenger RNA, 2267 nt
Organism: Tachysurus fulvidraco (yellow catfish)
Lineage: Eukaryota; Metazoa; Chordata; Actinopteri; Siluriformes; Bagridae
Gene: gfi1ab
Product: growth factor independent 1A transcription repressor b
Exons: 6
Coding region: 637-1791 (384 amino acids)
Cellular component (GO): nucleus
Source: RefSeq, a predicted model, not a curated record
UAGGUGAAAGAUACUAAAUGUACAAAAGGUACACAUUCGUGUCUGACUGUCUGUCUAUCUGUCUGUCUGUCUGUCCUUUUACACAAACACAAGACUGAUAGCACUGGACAUCAGAUCGACAUCUGUGCACAGAUUAAUCCACAUUUCUAUAGCAUUUUGAUUUGAAUAGAUAUAAGUGAACGAAGUGUGAUGAUGUAUGAAACAGUAUUGUAUGUAUUCAGUCUUUCAGCAUUUCCUCUCCUCUCCUGCGGCUGCUUUAAGAUCGAGUAUCCCAUUGAUAAAGCUAGUGUAACAUUUAAUCCUGAUUGCUCUGCUCCUAAUUCCCUAUGGGACCGAGUGCUCGUGUUCAUUUAUACAGCGGCGGAUCCUUCCUUCCCCUCCUCCACAUCGAAAAAAACCCCACGAAACCCUCAUGGUUGGCUUUCAUUUAAAGCACCUGUCUGCUUGCAACACCUGGCAGACGGGGAAACGGGUUGCGCAUGCGCAGGUCACUCUCAGGAUGUCUUAUAGCAGCGAGCUGAUUAUCUACCUUCAUGACUUCACAGUCUGCCUUUCAAACGGACUCAUCACCACUUGCGGAUUUAUUUUUUUUGCUAACUUUCUAGAAAACGCAGAGAGUGAAAAAGAGAAGAAAAGAUGCCUCGAUCUUUCUUGGUGAAGAGUAAAAAAGCUCACAGUUACCACCAACCCAGGGGUUUAGAGGACAACUACAGCAGACUCGACACGACUUUAACUCCUAUCUGCGCAGACGGUAAGAAUGCAGAAGGAGAGGAUGUGUGUGUGGAUGGUGAGAGUGCAGAAGCGGCGGAAGUGUUAGCGCAUGCAGACUGCGCCACUGGGCCCUCGCGCUCUCCUCUCAGCUGCAGCAGCAGUGUGUGUGAUCGCGCUUCAGACUAUGAGGACAGUUGGAGGCCUCCAUCACCUUCUGCAUCACCAGACUCUGAAAAGUCAUUUUCACCCAGUGUUGAUGAAACCCAGCCUUUUGCGGUGCCCUUUGAGCCAUGGAGCAGCAGUUAUUCAGGCUCUGAGAUGAGACAGCUGGUCCGACAGAACUUUAAUCACCAUCAUUCUUCCUUAAGUUAUUACGGAGAAAGAGUGAUUGGACCUGCUCAUUUUCGUGAAAGGGGAUCCAGCACAAGCAUUUAUGGCAGUUAUGAGUCGACUACAAACCUGUUUGAGCGCCCUGCUGCUGCCACUGGACUGUAUGUAGACAGGGAAAUCCAUAGACCUGAGAUGAAAACGGAUACAGCAGGGUUAUGCACUCGCCUUAUUUUGAAUGGAGCCUUCAAGUGUAUCAAAUGCAGCAAGGUGUUCUCCACUCCACAUGGUUUAGAAGUACAUGUCCGGAGGUCACAUAGUGGAACGAGACCCUUUGCUUGUGACAUUUGUGGGAAAACUUUUGGACAUGCAGUCAGCCUGGAACAGCACAGAUCAGUUCAUUCUCAGGAGAGGAGUUUUGAUUGUAAAAUUUGUGGAAAAACUUUCAAAAGAUCCUCUACUCUGUCAACGCACCUUCUCAUCCACUCUGAUACGAGGCCUUACCCGUGCCAGUACUGUGGCAAGAGGUUUCAUCAGAAAUCAGACAUGAAGAAACACACGUUUAUUCACACAGGAGAGAAACCUCACAAAUGUCAAGUAUGCGGCAAAGCUUUCAGUCAGAGUUCAAAUUUGAUAACACACAGUCGAAAGCACACAGGUUUCAAACCUUUUGGCUGUGACUUGUGUGGAAAAGGUUUCCAGCGCAAAGUGGACUUGAGGAGGCACAAGGAGACGCAACAUGGACUGAAAUAAGGAGUAAAUCAGAUUUGAGAAAAUUUACUCAACAUCUCUGGAGAGUCGGUUGCCUUUCUUGGUCCUGGAAUAAUGCUGCAACAUGGCAAAUUAUCAGGGCUGAAGUAAAGUAGGUCUAACUUUUCCAUUAAUGGAAUCUAGUGUAGCCUGCAAUUGACAUGACCACAUUAGCAAGAGGUUAUGCAUCGCUUUUACAACAGUGUUGACUAAGCUACUAUUAACCAUAUACAGAGGAUGUGUGGCCAUGCAGCCUAGGUACACUCUCAGAAAUAAAGGUACCAAAAUGUAGUUUUACCUUGUGUCUGAUGACAUUGUCAAGGAUAAAUCUUUCCUAACUUUAGUAUUUUUUUUGGUUUGUUUACCUGGGAAGAUUUAUGUGCCGUACAUUUUUAAAGUACAUCAGUGGUAGUUCCAAGUGUGCUCCAUGAAUUAUUAUUAUUAUUAUUAUUAUUAUUAUUAUUAUUAUUAUUAUUAUU